GGCAGGUGGUGCUUCUUCUUCUUCUUGGAAUUCUGGUGUUGCAGAUGGGCACGUGAUUCUAGUUUAAAUAAGGUGAUGAUGAUGGGGUUCUUCAGUUGUUUUGGUGCCUGUAAAGAAAGUGCUGAGGCAGAAGCAGAAGGAAUUGGCACAAAUAAUGUGAGGCUAUUUUCAUACCUGUCUUUGAGAUCAGCCACAGGGCAUUUUAUUGCUUCAAACAGAAUUGGGAGAGGUGGCUUUGGUGUAGUCUACAAGGGGGUGUUGAGAGAUGGAACUGAGGUUGCUGUCAAGGCUCUAUCUGCAGAAUCCAAGCAAGGGACAAGUGAAUUCUUGACAGAGAUAAACAUGAUUUCUAACAUCAGGCACCCAAAUCUUGUCCAAUUGAUUGGCUGUUGUAUCGAAGGGAAUAACAGACUGUUAGUGUAUGAGUAUAUGAAGAACAACAGUCUAGCCAAUGCCUUACUUGGGUCAAACAGCAGCAACCGUUCAGAGCUUAAUUGGUCCAAACGGACUGCAAUAUGCAUCGGGACAGCUUCCGGCAUCGCAUUUCUACACGAUGCCGAGCCAAGCAUAGUCCAUCGUGAUAUAAAAGCUAGCAAUGUGCUUCUUGAUGAGAAUUUCCUGCCCAAGAUUGGAGAUUUUGGAUUAGCAAAACUAUUUCCUGACAAUGUCACACAUGUUAGCACAAGAGUAGCAGGAACAGUAGGAUAUUUAGCACCAGAAUAUGCAUUAUUGGGACAGCUAACUAAGAAAGCAGAUGUGUAUAGUUUUGGGGUGCUUUUGUUAGAAAUAAUCAGCGGAAAAAGUAGCAGUAAAGCAGGUUUUGGAGAUGAUUUCUUACUUCUUCUCGAAUGGACAUGGGAGCUGUUCAAGCAAGGCAAGCUCGAAGAGAUUGUUGAUCCAGAACUGUCGGACUCUCCUGCAGAGGAAAUAAUUCGAUACGCAAAAGUUGCAUUAUUCUGCACACAAGCAGCAUCACACCAAAGACCAGAAAUGAAUCAAGUAGUGAAGAUGCUGUCUACAGAUGUUAUUCUUAAUGAGGAAUUACUAUCGGAGCCUGGAAUGUAUCGGCCACAAAGUUCACGUAAAUCACGAGGUGGAAGUUUCCGGAUGGACACUUCCGAUAGAGGCAAGAAAUCAGCUAAUGCUAUUGUCACUACCACACCAUCUGAUAAUGAUCACACUGUUACACAGAUGGUUCCCAGAUGAAACUAGACGUAUCUAUUUGACUAUAGUAUGACCAAAGUCAUCAAUUUCCCAUUAUUCUUGUUCAUUCUUUUA
This is a messenger RNA of Andrographis paniculata, 1278 nucleotides long. Its product is annotated as cold-responsive protein kinase 1. Lineage: Eukaryota; Viridiplantae; Streptophyta; Magnoliopsida; Lamiales; Acanthaceae. Gene Ontology annotation, molecular function: ATP binding; protein kinase activity. The record is from RefSeq and is a predicted model, not a curated record. Gene Ontology annotation, biological process: protein phosphorylation. The transcript has 6 exons. The coding region runs from base 76 to 1206 and encodes 376 amino acids.